Molecule: messenger RNA, 1799 nt
Organism: Lactuca sativa (garden lettuce)
Lineage: Eukaryota; Viridiplantae; Streptophyta; Magnoliopsida; Asterales; Asteraceae
Gene: GALK
Product: Mevalonate/galactokinase family protein
Biological process (GO): galactose metabolic process; carbohydrate phosphorylation
Cellular component (GO): cytosol; cytoplasm
Molecular function (GO): galactokinase activity; ATP binding
Source: RefSeq, a predicted model, not a curated record
AAAAUUAAUUCUUGAUAAAUUCAAGGGAAUAGAGUCCCACUCGAAAACUAAUUAAUCCGUAUCCAUUUAUAUUAUUCACGAUUCUUCGGUGAUCCUUUUGUCGACUACUUAUACAACACAAAGUACACAGAAAUUAUCAAUCAGUGAAUCAAUCAAUGGCAAAACACGAAGAUCUACCAGUUCCAAUCCACUCCAAACUUGAUGAGGUUUACGGUGAUGGAUCACAGGUCGAAGAAGCUCAACUUCGUUUCUCCAUUCUCGAUUCCAAAUUCGAAGAAUUAUUCGGUCAUCUUCCUGACCUCUAUGCUCGCGCUCCAGGAAGAGUGAAUUUGAUCGGAGAGCACAUUGACUAUGAGGGGUACUCGGUGUUGCCCAUGGCAAUUAGGCAAGACACAAUUGUAGCCAUUGGAAAAAGAGAUGCAGGGGAGUCUGAAAAGCUUCUUAGGAUUGCAAAUGUUAAUGACAAGUACACAAUGUGCACCUAUCCUGUUGAUCCUAACCAGGAGAUUGACCUGAAGAAUCAUCGAUGGGGCCAUUAUUUUGUUUGUGGAUAUAAGGGUUUCCAUGAAUAUGCUAAAUUAGCAGGGAUGGAUGUAGGUUCACCAGUUGGACUUGAUGUAAUGAUUGAUGGAACAGUUCCUACAGGAUCUGGGCUAUCAAGCUCUGCAGCUUUUGUUUGCUCUUCUACUAUUGCAAUAAUGGCUGCUCUCAAUGUCAAUCUUCCAAAGAAAGAAGUUGCUCAACUUACUUGCGAGUGUGAAAGACACAUUGGGACACAAUCUGGUGGAAUGGAUCAGGCAAUAUCUAUUAUGGCAAAAACGGGGUUUGCUGAGCUGAUAGAUUUCAACCCUAUUCGUGCAACUGAUGUGCAACUGCCAGCUGGCGGAACUUUUGUGAUUGCUCAUUCAUUGGCCGAAUCACAGAAAGCAGUAACUGCUGCAACAAACUACAAUAAUCGGGUUGUUGAAUGUCGUUUAGCUUCUAUUGUACUUGGCAUAAAACUCGGAAUGGAACCUGAAGAGGCAAUAUCAAAAGUGAAAACUCUUUCCGAUGUAGAAGGUUUAUGUGUAUCCUUUGCUGGGACCCAUGGAUCUUCCGACCCUACCCUUGCUGUUAAGGAAUAUCUGAAAGAGGAGCCUUAUACAGCUGAAGAAAUUGAGAAAAUCACUGGUAAAACCUUGGAUUCCAUAUUUCUUGACUCGGCUUCUUCACUGGAUGUGAUCAAAGCUGCCAAGCAUUACAAGUUAUUCCAGAGAGCCUCACAUGUGUACUCGGAAGCGAAACGAGUAUAUGCUUUCAAGGAUGCGGUGUCAUCAGAUUCUGAUGAAGAGGAGAAGUUGAAGAAGCUUGGUGACCUUAUGAAUGACAGCCACCAUAGUUGCAGUGUUCUAUUUGAAUGCAGCUGUCCAGAGCUUGAAGAAUUGGUGGAAGUGUGCAAAGGUAAUGGGGCGCUGGGAGCAAGGCUUACAGGCGCCGGAUGGGGCGGAUGUGCUGUUGCUUUGGUAAAAGAAAGCAUCGUUCCACAGUUCAUUCUAAAUUUAAAGGAGCAAUUCUAUCAAUCUAGAAUCGACAACGGGACAAUCAAGAAAAGCGAUCUUGGUCUGUACGUGUUUGCAUCCAAGCCUUCAAGUGGGGCCGCCAUUUUCAGAUUUUAGUUUCUUCUGCCCUUUAACGCUUUCUUUAUUUGUGAAAUAAUUAUAUGAUUUUUGCUUUUUUAUUUCAUUUAUAAAUUACAGACAACGAUAAGUUAUUUUCCCCGUAUAGUAAUCUUAAUUCAUGAAUUGUUUGAUUGUUAGUAA